This is a messenger RNA of Anopheles aquasalis, 1151 nucleotides long. Its product is annotated as fibrinogen C domain-containing protein 1-like. Lineage: Eukaryota; Metazoa; Arthropoda; Insecta; Diptera; Culicidae. The record is from RefSeq and is a predicted model, not a curated record.
UAGAAAAGGUGUUCCUCUGAAACUGCGUCCCUAGUUGCUUUCCAAUGUUUUUACUCUUUUGCAUCCUGAUGGUUGCUAUCGUUACCCCGCAGAGCAUCGCUGGUGAUGCAUCGGACCUUCCACGGUUUCACGAAUCAAGUGUCUCUGGAUUCGCCCUUGAGUUGAUUCUGACGAAGCUGGAGGCCAUGCAGUGGGACAUUACGACGUUGCAGAAAAAGCUACUCAACGUCGCUUCAGGACUUAACGUACACAGCGCGAAUGCAGAGCUUCGUGACAUCGUUCCAAUCGUGCCACGACAUUCCCAGGAAUGAUGCCGGAAAGUAUCUCCUACAACCGACACCCAGAUGCGAUCCCUUCCUGGUGUAUUGCGAGCGGGAAAAGCUAGGUGGAGGUUGGAUAGUGGUACAGCAUCGGUUCUAUAAUUCUCUUAACUUCUCACGCACCUGGCACGACUACCGUGAUGGGUUUGGGGCUGUUGGGCAUGAGUAUUGGAUAGGAUUGGAGCGAUUACACCAGUUAACAGCGGCUCAACCGCACGAACUCAUCAUUGAGCUGAAACGAAGAAAGUACGGAAAACCUUACGGUGAAACAGAAUUUUACGCACGAUACGCUGCAUUCGAGAUCGCCGGCGAAGAGGAACAAUAUCGUUUGAAAACCCUCGGUGCAUACAGUGGGACGGCCGGUGAUUCGUUAGAGUACCACCAAGGCAUGAAGUUUUCAACGAUUGACCGCGACAACGAUGAGGAUCCCGAGAGACACUGUGCUGCUAGACAUAAGGGUGGAUGGUGGUUUAAGAAGUGUCUUAGAUCACAUCUUAACGGAUUUGUCAAGCAAACUACUUUUAAGCAUCCCACUAUUCAGUGGAUUAGUUCGCCCGAGGACUGGGAUUCGGGGCUCAGCUAUUCAAGGAUGAUGAUUCGCCCACUCAAAUAAGCUUGUUGUUUAGUAACAUGAAUACGACAGGUAGAAAGGUUAUUUUGAAUUAAAAGAAAUUGAAUAAAACUAAUAAAUCAACAAGAAAGCGUCUAAGGAUUUGUAGGAUCGAUCAGUUACUAUUUAUUCUUUAUUAUGAUAUUAAGUAGUCAAGAAGAUGUUCAUUGAACUUGUUUUUGACUAACAUUCAACUGUUUUUAUCGCUAGCAAAUAAAUAU